Messenger RNA from Labrus bergylta (ballan wrasse), 1758 nucleotides. It is a transcript of the gene derl2, whose product is annotated as derlin 2. Gene Ontology annotation, biological process: endoplasmic reticulum unfolded protein response. The record is from RefSeq and is a predicted model, not a curated record. NCBI's taxonomy places the organism in Eukaryota, Metazoa, Chordata, Actinopteri, Labriformes, Labridae. Gene Ontology annotation, molecular function: misfolded protein binding; ubiquitin-specific protease binding. Gene Ontology annotation, cellular component: Hrd1p ubiquitin ligase ERAD-L complex; endoplasmic reticulum membrane.
GGAAUGACGUGUCAAGAAAGUGCCGGAAGCUUUCAGUUGGUCCAAAAUGGCUUACCAGACUCUACAACAGGAGUACCUACAGAUUCCCAUCGUUACCAGGGCUUAUACAACCGCGUGUGUCCUCACAACAGCUGCUGUGCAACUCGAGAUCAUCACACCUUUUCAGCUUUACUUCAAUCCAGAUUUGAUUCUAAGGAAUUACCAGGUAUGGAGACUUAUAACCAACUUCCUGUUUUUUGGUCCAGUUGGCUUCAACUUCCUUUUCAAUAUGAUUUUUUUGUACAGAUACUGUCGUAUGCUCGAGGAAGGCUCUUUCAGGGGUCGAACGGCUGACUUCGUCUUCAUGUUCCUCUUUGGUGGGCUGCUGAUGACCAUAUUUGGCACGUUUGUGAGUCUGGUGUUCCUGGGUCAGGCCUUCACCAUCAUGCUCGUGUACGUGUGGAGUCGCAGAAACCCGAACGUGCGCAUGAACUUCUUCGGCCUGCUGAACUUCCAGGCUCCCUUCCUGCCCUGGGUGCUGAUGGGAUUCUCUCUGCUGCUGGGGAACUCCAUCAUCGUGGAUCUUUUAGGUAUUGCUGUCGGUCACGUCUACUUCUUUCUGGAGGACGUUUUUCCAAACCAGCCAGGAGGUGGAAGGUGGCUGAAGACCCCGUCGAUCAUAAAGAUGCUGUUUGAUACUCCGGAGGAAGACGCAAACUACAACCCCCUCCCUGAGGAGCGCCCGGGCGGCUUCGCCUGGGGGGAGGGACAGCGCCUUGGAGGUUAAAACUUCCCCCUCAUCGAACUCUUCCAUGGACACUCCCUCUGAGACAUGAAGGGGACAAACAUGGUCUCUGUUUUUGACGUGUUUGUUUAGUUCUGGAUGAAGAACGCCAAACAACCUGAACUGGUUUGGAGAGAACCGUCUGUUGUCUUUGUAUUCGGGCUUAAAUCAUCCUCAGAAGCUGUUCUUUACGCCAGAUCGUCGCUCUAAGACUUUUUGAGAGAAACUUUUGGGUGGAGCUGUGGACGGGGAGGCCUUCAGGCUUCGGGUGAUGUUUGACUUCAUCUCAGAAAAAAAAAGAGAGCUAAAACAACUGUCUUGAAAAAGAGAGAAAAAAAAGUGACAGAAGUAAAAUAUUAUCAAACGAAUUUAUUCAGAUGGCAAACGCGUUUUCUUUUUUCAUUUCCCUUUUUUUAAGAAAUAAAUGUGUGUGUGGCAAAAGAUGCUUUGGUUUCAUCUGUUAAACCGUAGUAAGUAAUAUCGUUUGAAACCAAAGAUGUCUCUAAAAUUAGAAGACAUGAUUCAAGACUAAAAACUAAGUCCAGAAGAAAGGAUCAUGAGUCUCGUAGCAUCAAAAUGUAACGACUGUUUUUCAUUUCUUUAUCUAGUGUGAGUUGAGUAUUCACAGUUGUAUUCCUUCUUUUGAUUGACUUGAUACAAACAGCCUUAAAUCAGACCUGUAGACGAUACCUUUGUGUUAAUUUAAUAGAUUUAGCACUUUUUUUAUUUGUAUGUUACCUGAUGAUCCUGGUUGCCUUUUCAGCAGCAUGUGUGGAGGACAGUUUGCUCGUGUGUGUGUGUGUGUGUGUUGCUUUUAAGAACUGACAGAAGAUGAAGUAACAAGUGUCAGAGUGGGAUUAAGAAGCUUUUGUCAAUCCUUGCUAACACUGGAUAACAACAACAUCCUUGAGUUUCUAAUAACCUGUGAAUCUAAAUAUUGCUGUGCAGGCUGCGAUGAGAUUUGGACUGUAAUGAAAUCAUCAUUUUAAAUCACA